This is a messenger RNA of Manis javanica (Malayan pangolin), 5029 nucleotides long. It is a transcript of the gene CD200, whose product is annotated as CD200 molecule. Lineage: Eukaryota; Metazoa; Chordata; Mammalia; Pholidota; Manidae. Gene Ontology annotation, biological process: heterotypic cell-cell adhesion; negative regulation of neuroinflammatory response; regulation of immune response. Gene Ontology annotation, molecular function: cell-cell adhesion mediator activity. The record is from RefSeq and is a predicted model, not a curated record. Gene Ontology annotation, cellular component: cell surface; axon; neuronal cell body.
GGGUGGGUUUCCCGCGAGCUGAGCGGAGGAGGCCGUUUCGCUCAGCAGUGGGCGGAGGGGCGGUCAGCGCGGCUCGAGAGGCGCCCAGCCCGGUCUGGCGUGAGAUCCGCCGGCUAGCCAGCUGACGCCGGCCACUCCGCGCGGCCCGGGGCGAGGAUGGAGAGGAUGGUGUUCAGGAGCUUCUUCUGUCAUCUGUCUACCUACAGACUGAUUUGGUUCUUGGCAGCAGUGAUGCUGUGCAGGGCGCAAGUGGUGACCCAAGAUGAAAAAGCGCUGCUGAACACACCCGUUUCCUUACGAUGCUCUCUGCAAAGUCCCCACGAAGUCCUGAUUGUGACGUGGCAGAAAAUCAGGGCUGUGAGCCCGGAAAACAUGGUCACCUUCAGCAAGAACCAUGGGGUUGUGCUCCAGCCUGCCUAUGAGGACAAGGUGAACAUCACCGAGCUGGGACUCCAUAACUCAACCAUUACCUUCUGGAAUACCACCCUGGAUGAUGAGGGCUGUUACAAGUGCCUCUUCAAUACCUUUGGUUCUGGGAAGAUCUCAGGAGUAGCCUGCCUCACCCUUUCUGUACAGCCCACAGUAUUCCUUCACUAUAAAUUUUUUGAAGACCACCUAAAUAUUACUUGCUCUGCCAAUGCCCGGCCAGCCCCUGUGAUCUCCUGGAAAGUCUCUGGGUCAGGGAUUGAGAACAAUACUGAAAUUGUCUCACACCCCAACGGGACCACGUCCGUCACCAGCGUCCUCCAUGUCAAAGACCCCAAGAGUCAGAUGGGGAAGGAGGUGAUCUGCCAGGUGCUACACCUGGGUACUGUGACCUACUUCAGGCAAACUGUGAACAAAGGCUAUUGGUUUUCAGUCCCGCUAUUGUUAAGUAUUGUUUCCCUGCUAAUCCUUCUGGUCUUAAUCUCAAUCUUAUUAUAUUGGAAACGUCAUCGGAACCAAGAUCGAGCAUUCCACAGCCCAGCUACUCCAUUCAAGAGACUGUGAAAUUGUCCAACACGAUCACUAAUGAAGUAGCACUUUCUUUGUUAUAUUCUUACUAUGUUUCAGACACUAUAAGCAACAUAACAAGUGAUCCAGACUUACAAUAACUGAUCGUGUCAUUCUGCCCUUAUAUAUUCUAAGUUUUUCUGUCUCCCCUACAACAUCAAUCAUAGAGUCUUAUGUAUAUCAAGUAUUCAGUAAACAUUCAUCAAAAUAGUGAAUGGAUGGAUGGAAGGAUAAUCAUUUUCAAAGUGAUUUUUUCACUUCCCUUUUUCUUACUGUAAAUUCAGUCCUUCCUAAAUGCUGAGUCUAAAACAUUGUGGGAAAUAAAACAAGAGAUAUGGUACGCUAGAGGAGUCAGCUCGAGAGAAUGAAAUUUCUUUGGUUUCUGAAGACAGCACAUCAUUUCUUAAAGCUGAUGCAAAGUAGCAGUUUGUGUUGUGGGUGAUGGGCGGUUCCUAGGGUGAAGGGGUAAUAUUGGGUGUUUUCUCCACCUCAGGUGACUGAAAGAUAGGGAAGAAAGAAAUGUUGGCUUUGAGUGUCAUUUCAGAUUUCUAGAAAAAAAUCCCACUCCAAUACUACCUUUUUUUCUUUUAUGUCUCAUAGAUUAAUAGCUUUCAUAUUCUAGGUUUUUGAACACUUAAUUUUGAAUAAGUCUUAUGUAAACAUCAGAUUAAUUCUUGUGAUUUUAUAAGAAAAGCAAUAAAUCUUUAUUGUCAAUGACCUUUUUGCAAAAGUAGAUACAGGUAUUUGUUUUGUUCAGGAGAGGAGAAUGCAGAGCAGAUCAUUUUACUGCACACAAACUAAGCCCUUAAACUCAUUAGUGCUCUGCAGAAUGUCUGAAACAGAAGGUUGAUUCUACUUUAAUCAGGCUAUUCAUUUUUUCCGAUUAGGAGCUGAAUCCCGGAGAGGGAAGUUGACUUCCUUCCCUAAGAUCACAUGGCUAGUUAACAGCAGGUUUAGGACUAGAGCCCUAGUCUCCUGACCUCUGCCGGGAUGUUCUUCCAGUCAUGGUGUCCUGGAGUCCUUACUUCAAAGCUGAUAUUGUUAGCAGUUGUAUUGAUUUUGGUCUGUGCUUGCUCUUACUGCUGUAUUCUUUUGGAAAGUGCAAGCAGAGAAGUAUGAAGUGUUCAAAUUAAUUUUAAAAAGUCCCUCUUGAGCAAGAAUCUUUUAAUACAGUAUAUUCAAAACCAAGGUAAAUUCCUCUAGCAUGGAGUACUUGCAAAAUAAUUGUCCUUUGUUCAUUAAGUAAAUCUUGACUUUUUCUGGGAGAUAUCAUUGUGCAAUGCUUUAUCCAGCUUCAGAAGCAAAGAGAGUCAGCUUAUUUCUACUCAGGCUUUUUCUCUCCUAUGAAAUAAGCACUUGAAUCUACUGAAGCCUAUAAGCACCAGGACUGCCAUUUAUUUACGAUGCCUUCAUGAUAUAUGGCCAAUUCACUUAAUUACACUGAACAUUCAGUAGCAUAUUUUGAGUGACUGGAGAUUUUUGGCUAGUUUCAAAAAUUUUAACAGCCAGAUCAUUUGGUGCCAUUGACUUAAAUAGCUAAUAAAACAAAGUAUUGAUGAUGCUGGAGACUUAAACACUCCAGGCUGAGUUUAUUAAGACCAAACUUAAAGUUAUUCCAAAAACUUGGGAGAAAGGAAAGAUAAUCAUAAAAGAUAGUGCCAUUUUUAAAUUUUUUCAAGUAACAAAUUCUGAUUGUCAAUCUGCCAUGAAAAUGAAAAAUGUCCUUCUAUGUCUGCUUUCCAUCUUUCCUUGUUUUUUUUUUUCCUCUCUUUUUUUCUCCCCAUCAUCUCCUGAAAACAUAAAACUUGGAUGGGCAAGGAAAUAUGAUCCAUCAAAAAUGACACCAAGAUUCUGGAUCUGGUGACUGGAAAAAUGGUGAUAUGUGAUAUGAACAGAAAUGGGGAAGUGGAGAGCAGAAACGGAGUGUGUGUGUGUAUGUUCAGACUUCAUAGGGAGAGAAAAAGGAGAGGAGGGAGGGGUGAAUUACUUUUUGAACUUACUGAAUGUCAGUAGACAAUCAUUUCUGUGAAGCUGUCCAGUAAGUAGUAAGACAAAUCUGGUAAAUAGGGACAGUCUAAGCAAGGUCCAACUCUUUGUUAGAUAAAUGUCCAAAAAAUGGUCAAAAUUACUUAAUGCUCACAAAAGCACAAACUGAUUUACAGUUUUUGGACAGAGGGAUAAUCUGUAAUGAUUGAUGUUAUUUUUAUAGAGCAGCUAGCUCCCUUUAUUUUUCUUUUGAUUCUAUAUAAUGACAGAGAGUAUGAUGUUGGUUUUUUUCCAACUGUAAAGCUGUGCCCUGGAAGAAGGUAUGAUAAGUUAGAGGUGAUUUCUCUUGGCAUCAUUCCUGAUGGGAUCAUUAUAGUUACUUGCCAAGAGACUACAAUAUGAUAAUAGAUUAAUUGGUUUUCAAAGAACUUUCUUCUUUCAUUAGGCCAGUACUUUGUUACUGAAACAGAAAGUGAGAAAAAAAAUAAAAAUUUCCUAGGGAAAUUUUCCCCCAUUCUGUAAUAGUUCUAUUAAAACCCAUUGAUGUCAUAAAUUAGUCCCUUCCACAUAUGCUACAAUAAAGUUAAAUUUGGGGUUAACAAUAACCUUUUAUCUCUUAUUAGUCAACCCACCAAUGAUGACAUGCUUUUCAGAAACAAAAACAUCACCUGGGGGCAGCUCAUCAUAGACAGCCACCAAGUUUGUAGAAAUCUUUGAGUAGCAGUUGUCUUUUGUUUUAUUGAAGUCAAGGCUGAAUUAGAAAACAAUAGGAAACUUAGGCAACCAUGUGAAAUACAUAUUCCAAAUUUCACUUUUUCUUCAAGUAUCUAGCUAUUUCAUGUAGAAGUGGGGUUUUUCCACCCACAUUGUCUGUACAUUUCCUUCCAUUCUUUUACUUCGCUGUACAAUAACCUAACCUAUAAGUAGGCUAUUGGCAAUGAUAACAAUGGCCAUCUUAGUAAAACACUAUAUCCCAGGUAGUAUCAUGUCAUUUUUUCCUAUUUUAAGCUUAGUAUUUAUGUCAAAAACAGAGGGGCUCAAUAAACAAUUUGUGAUGGUGAAAUUGGUAAUUAGUUGAAGGACAAUACAAAGAAUUUUUUUUUCCAGAAAAGCAAGAAUCUCUGCUUCCUAAAUAAUUGUAACUAUGCUCCCCAGAUGAAGACUGAUGAGUGGCAACCCUUAGCCCUACUCCAGUUUCUGUAUAGUUCCAAGCAGAAGAAAUGUGAUGCUUUAUAUGAGAAAACUGUUAAGCAACCUUUACUGAAUGGCCUAGGUCAGAAUUGCUGGGAGAAAUCUUGCAUGCUAAGACACUGUUUUUCUAUGAAGUUUUACCAUAGAAUGGCUACAAAUAUUACCCAUCAUAUCAAAAUGUCAUGACAUAAUCUGAUCACAGAGUCACUGGCCAACAGACCCUUAAGCCUGGACAAUCUUGCCUGAGCUGUUCUGUGUCUUACACCACAGAUAGCUGAUGCUGGAAAUGUUGGCAACAUUAAACCAUGCAGAAACUUGGAGGUUCUGUUAAAGAAUUACUUAAGAUUACACAGAGAGUGAGAGGCAACACCAAGACAAAUCCAGGUCUUUUACUUCACUGUCUAUGUGCUGUGGGGAGGCCGACAUCCUCCCAGUUUAUGUGCUAGAAAGCCAAAAGGCCUUGAAAGGACCUCCAUAUGUCUACUUUAUGUCCAUUCCCAACCCAUAUCUGGCAAGUAACUGUCGACAGGAAACAAAGCUCAAAGUCUAAUAAGUAAAGUACAUGUAGAUCAUUUGGAAUUCUUGAACAUGUUAUUUUAGUUGUAGUCUUGAGUAAUUCUGCAAACCAUUGUUUCCCAGAAUUAUCUAUGUCCUUUUUUUUUUUCUAUGUCCUUUUAAAGGGAGUUGCAGUCCCCUCACAUCACACUGGGUCAAGAAUGACUAUUUCCCUAUCUUUGCAAGUGAAAUAUGCACAAGGAGAAUUCUAGGUUUAUUGAUUGACCUUUUGUUACUGAUCCUCCUAAGACCUAGUAGGAUAGAAAUGAUAAAUGUUCUCAGUUAAUAUCUUGAUCUUUCUUUU